Molecule: messenger RNA, 3043 nt
Organism: Poeciliopsis prolifica (blackstripe livebearer)
Lineage: Eukaryota; Metazoa; Chordata; Actinopteri; Cyprinodontiformes; Poeciliidae
Gene: ccdc40
Product: coiled-coil domain containing 40
Exons: 19
Coding region: 93-2912 (939 amino acids)
Biological process (GO): epithelial cilium movement involved in determination of left/right asymmetry; heart looping; axoneme assembly
Cellular component (GO): cilium; cytoplasm
Source: RefSeq, a predicted model, not a curated record
ACGGAAACUUGCCGUUGCCUGGUUACGCUUGCAGUCACAAUAUCCCACUCGGCGGGUUUGUUAGCUGCAGGAAGGCGGUGGCUACAGGUAAAAUGCAGAACGCAAGCGAUGAAGACCAACGUGACGAAGACCAGCCGAAUCCACAAGAUGGCGCUAGUGCGAAUCCACCAGCGCAGCAGACAGAUGAUGUCACUCAUGAUUCCGAUCUUGAUCCAAAUAUGGCAGCUCUCGUAGCUGAUCAGUUGAGGAUUGGCACUUCAGAAGAAGACAGGGAACCAGAAUAUGACGAGGACUCACCACAAGAAGAAGAAAAUGAAGAACUCUUCAUCCUAAACCCUGAUCAUCCACUGAUCAAAAGAUUUCAAGAAGCUAUCAACAGUUACUUCAAAAGACGUCUCGGAGAAUUCCAGCAGGAACUGAAGGCAAAGCGGCCAAUCAAAAAGAUGGAAAAAAAAAGGGUAGCUGACAAAGGUAUAGAAUUGUGUAAAAUAAGAGAAAAGCUGAAAGCAGCUGAAAGUCAGCUGUCCAACAUGCAAGACUCCAAGGCAAAGACUGAAGCUGAACUGAAGAGUGAUCAAGAUAAUCUGCAAAAGGCAAAGAGCAAUUAUUCUAACGUGAAAAAUCUGAGCCGUCAAGCCAGUGCUCUGGCAUCUCAAAGGCAGGCGGACUUAGACAAAAAGCAACAGCGGGUACUUUUCGCUCAAGCAGUAGGUGAGGAUCUACAAUCCCAAGUCAAAGUCAUGGAUUCUACCAGAUACAAAGUGGUCGCACAGAAGACAAAGGCAGAAGAAGAUAAAAUAAAGCAGGACUUGUAUGUAGAUCAUCUGACAAAGGACUUGGAGAGCAAGACACAGCAGUUGGCGGAGUAUGAGGUCCAGAGAAGUGCUCAAGCCCUAGAGACAGGGGAUGUCACCAAAGCACUCUCUGAGGCUGAGAUGGAGCUGGAAUCGCUGCUACUGAUGCAUAAGAAGUUGUUACAGCAGUGGAACAGCAACAUAACAGACAUAAAGAGACAUGAUGAGACUGUUAAUGCGAUGCAGGAAGCUUUACGUGCGGUUGAGGAUGAUCUGGUCUUGCUGGAACGAGAGAUUGAAGGUUAUAAGAAAUCCAUCAAUGGAGAGCUGGAGAACAAUGAGUCACUGACUGUUGAGCUGAACCGGAGUUCAAUGGAUUGUGUGACUGUGGAAAAACUGAUCAACAAGAAAAAGUUGGAACGAGAGGCGCUGCAGGCUCAGUACACCGCCUGUCUGAAAUCCCUGUCUGAAACAAAGCAAAUCUUUGCUACACUCACAAAAGAUAUGAUGACACAUCAAAAUGAACUGAACAGUCAGAAGAACCAGCUCGAGAAACUGAGUGCUGCACGUGUGGACCUGGAAGAGAAAAUUAUGGCCUCCAUUCAGCAGCAGUUCACACACAGCAAGGCGGCUUCACAUUCACAAAAUCUCACAAGCAAGUUGCUCACUCGAAAGAAGGCGAAGCUGAAUCAGCUGCAGCGGCAGGAAAAAGACACCUUGACAGUGAAGCUGGAGUGCCAGAAGGUGGAGCAGAAUGUCAACAGCCUGACCCUUUCCGUGGAGAGCCUUGAUGAGGAGAUUAAUAAGUACAACAAGUUACUGACCUCACAUGAGAAUACAUAUGCUUCACUUCUUCGACAAAUCAGGCAGAAAGAAACGACGAUCAACACCCUAAAAAUCAGGAUUGCUAAAAUUGUGGAGAUCACUGGGCAAGAAGAUAUGCAUCCUCUGCAAAUCAAGAUCCAUAAUAUACAGGGUGAGAUUGAGGAGCUUGAUGCUCACAUCAAGAAUGAGCAGCGCCUCUGGUUGCUGCACCAGGGAACCCUGGUGGGACUGACCAGAGAGUUGGAUGCCAACAACAAGAAGAUGCGCAAACUGCAGAAAGACUGGACUGGACUACAAAUGAAGGAUAUCCGACUAGAUAGUCAGACUAAAGAAGAGGAACGAGAACUGACAGAGCUGGACAAGAGCUCAACGCUUCUGAGGAAAGACCUUGAGAAGCUCUGCAAGCUGAAGUCGAAGAACAAAGAGCGAAAUGAGACUCUGGAGUUGGAAAACCUGCAGAUGGAGAUAGACUUUAGACACAAACUCCAGGAUGCUGAAGAGCGAUCAGCCAGUCUUUACAUGAAACUUGAGAACACUCAGGAGGAAAAAGAGAACCUUCUCAAGUGUCUGGUGGAAGCUAAGCAGCAGAUCAUGCUCUGGGAGAGGAAGACCCAUAUUCUGAAGGAGACUCGGUCAGUGGUGGAGUUCGACAUUAGCCAGGGAGACAUCCAGAAAAUGAAUGCUGAAAUGCAUCGAAUGGAGUCACAUAUUGACAAGCUGACGAAACGACAACAGUAUUUGAUGAGGGAAAGCGAGAAAGCUGUGGAGAGAAGAGAAAACCUCGAUAUACGCAAGGAUGCCAUGAUCCGAGAUCGCCGCAGACACCUUGCAAAGGGGGAGCUGAAACGCUCCAGCGCUGCGCUGGAGAAGAAAAUCCAAAAACAAUUGAUUGUUUUUAAAAAUUAUGAAGAAGAGGUGAAGGAGCUUGGGGACAAGAAAACUGUCCUGGUUGAGAAUGUUCAGCUGCAAAUGCAACGCGUUACUGAACUGUCAAGCACCAGCACAGAGAUGGGCCAAAACUUUCAAAACCUCCAGGAUAACAAAGACAUGGACCAGACUUUGUUAAUUGCUAUGCAGGAGCGAAACAAGAAGCUGCAGGCCGUUUGCAAGGGGAGCUACAAACUGUCAUCCAGCAGCGACACAAUAAGAGCCACUCAGCAGAGCCAAAUGGAGGACUUGGAGAAUAUCAGCAAGGUCCUGAAGCAAAGCUAUGAGGAUUUCCCUCAGCACCAGGGGGCGUUGCACCCUGUGAUACAAGCAGCAAAAGUUUACAUAAAAAUCGCCAACCAGUAAUGUUCUUAGAGUGAGGCGGUGAUUGACACAUAACAGUGAGUACAACAAAGGCAUAUGAAUGAGAUACAAGAGCAAAUAUCUAAUUUAAUGGUUUAUUUGAAUAAUUUUUUCUUCCCUGUAAUGUUUGGAUU